AUGAAAAGGUGGAUGAGGAAUACAAUCAAGAUUUAUUGUUUUCUACUUACGCUAAAGGUUCAGGUACAAAACCUUAGUAUGAGUGAUGAUAGUGGCAGCAAGAGUAUAGAGUGGUCUUUUAACAUUUUGACAAAGGGGAGGACCCAAUAUGCAGCACAGGGUAGCACAGGCUAUCCUUCAAAUUUUCCUGUCAAAUUUUCUAUCUCUACGCCAUCACCGCCAUUUCUUCGUUUCUUCUCCGUUCUUUGUAAUUCCUGCACUCCUUCUCUUACCACUAUAAAUAUCAAAGUGCCCCAAGAAAAUAUUGUUAUUAAAGACGAUGUUGCAAUUGAGACCUUUGAGGUUGAGGCUUAUAGCUGCAUUCACAGGCUUUGUCAUGGCAGCUGCUCCGACACUGAAUUAUAUAGUUCAUUUCAUUGUGCCUUCUCUUCUCAAUCAUGGAAUCAUGAUGUUUUCCUUAGUUUCAGAGGAGAAGAUACCCGCAGGACUUUUGUUGAUCAUCUCUACUCGGCUCUUGUCCUACAAGGAAUCGACACUUACAAGGAUGACGAAACACUUUGUCAGGGUGAAUCGAUCCGCCCAUCCCUUGUGAAGGCUAUUGAGGAAUCACAAAUAGUUGUCAUCGUAUUCUCUGAAAACUAUGUAGAUUCACCUGGGUGCUUGGAUGAACUUGCACAUAUUAUGAAAUGCAAGGACAUGAGAGGGCAAAUCGUGAUGCCCAUAUUUUAUGAUGUGGAUUCGUCUGAAGUGCGAAAGCAAAAACGGAAAUACGGAGAAGCAUUUGCUAAACAUGAGUUGGAGAACAAAGUUGAAUCCUGGAGAAAAGCAAUUGUGGAUGCAAGUAACCUUUCUGGAUGGGAACCCAUGAACAUUGCCAACGGGCAUGAAUCAAAGGCUAUCAAAGAAAUUGUUGACAAGAUUUCAUCGAGGUUGCAACUAAUAACUUCAAAUGCAAAUGAGAACCUGAUUGGAACAGGGGCUCGAGUCCAUGGUCUUGAAUCAAACCUACAACUUGGGUCAGGUGCACAUGAUAGGAAUAUGGGGGGUUGGGGGUGGUGGAAUCAAGCAGGCAUGGUUUGGAAACAUUGCAAGAAAAAAUUCUUUCAAAAAAUGGAAGCAAACAACAUUGGAGUAGUAAGAUGUUUGAUAAGUAAGAGGUUGCGCCAUAGAAAGGUCCUUUUUGUUCUUGAGGACUUCGAUCACCUUGACCAACUAAAAUCUUUAGCUGGAUCACCUGAUUGA
This is a messenger RNA of Lactuca virosa, 1242 nucleotides long. The record is from the annotation of a GenBank genome assembly. Lineage: Eukaryota; Viridiplantae; Streptophyta; Magnoliopsida; Asterales; Asteraceae.